AUGAAGCGCCAGGUUGUAUUCUCAUUCUCAUUUUCAUUCUCAUUUUUGUUUUUAUUUUUAUUUUUAUUUUUAUUUUCAUUUUCGUUUUCAUUUUCAUUUUCAAACGCAAGCAAAAAUGUGUUGAGCUAUGAAACAUUAAAUAACAACGUUAAUAAAUAUACAUUUUUGAAAACAAAUCGAUAUAAAAAAAAAUGCACACAAAGAAGAUAUAGUCAAAAAGAAGCAAACAAAUAUACAAAUUUAUAUACAGUUAAGAAUCCACUUAAAUGUAAAGUGAUAAAUAAAAUAAAAUUAGUUAGAGAGAAUGCAAAACAUAUGGUAUAUAAUCUUGAAAUAAACCACAACGGGCUUUUUAAAUAUAUAGAAGGACAAUCAUGUGGGAUAAUUCCAUAUUACUCUGAAACAGAUAAUGAAUGUAAUAAUACAAAAAUUGAAAAUGAUGUAAAUUGUGAAAAAAAUGAUGUAAAUUGUGAAAAAAAUGAUGUAAAUUGUGAAAAAAAUGAUGUAAAUUGUGAAAAAAAUAAUGUAAAUUGUGAAAAAAAUAAUGUUAAAAGAAAAAAAUGUGCAAGGCUAUAUUCUAUAUCUUCAAGCAAUUCUUAUAAUUUAUCGGUUGCGAUACGAAUACAUAAAUAUGAAGAAAAUGUAAAUGAAAUAAAAAAUAUAAAAUAUGGAUACUGUUCAGGUUAUAUAGAAAAUAUAAAAAAAAAUGAUGAUAUAUAUUUAACUGGGGCACAUGGAAAUUUUAUUUUAUCUAAUAAUAUUAUUGAAAAUAAUAUAAAUUUAAUUUUAAUUGGAACAGGAACUGGAAUAUCUCCAUUUAUAAGUUUUUUAAAAAAAUUAUUAAUAUAUGAUGAAAAUAAUACAAUAAAAAAAAAUACAUAUUCAGGUUUUAUACAUUUAUUUUAUGGGGUUUAUAAUGAAGAUUCAAUUUUAUAUUUAAAUGAAUUAGAAAAAUUUAAAAAAUUAUAUCCUAAUAAUUUACACAUACAUUAUGUUUUCUCUGCUAAUAAAAAAUUAGAUGGUUCUUCAUUUUAUGUACAAGAUGAAAUAUUUAGAAAAAAAGACGAAUUUUUUCAUUUAUUUAAUAAUUAUCAAACAGAGCUUUAUAUAUGUGGGCAUAAAGCAAUAAAACAACAAAUUAUGAACAUUCUAAAAAGCGAUCAAAAUUUUGAUGCUUCAAAAAAAAAAAGAGUUCAUGUUGAAGUUUAUUAG
Molecule: messenger RNA, 1212 nt
Organism: Plasmodium yoelii
Lineage: Eukaryota; Apicomplexa; Aconoidasida; Haemosporida; Plasmodiidae
Product: ferredoxin--NADP reductase, putative
Exons: 1
Coding region: 1-1212 (403 amino acids)
Molecular function (GO): oxidoreductase activity
Source: RefSeq, a predicted model, not a curated record